Molecule: messenger RNA, 1408 nt
Organism: Malania oleifera
Lineage: Eukaryota; Viridiplantae; Streptophyta; Magnoliopsida; Santalales; Ximeniaceae
Product: reticulon-like protein B16
Exons: 5
Coding region: 446-1024 (192 amino acids)
Source: RefSeq, a predicted model, not a curated record
GUUAAUAUAUUAUUUAAGUUUGAACAGGACUCGAGUAGAGUUCAUUUAAGCUAAACCAAAAUUUCAAAUAUCGUUUUGCAAUUUGAGAAUCAAGCUAACGAAUUUUGCUGCUUCUGUACUCAUCUUUUUUCUGGCUUCUGUCAACUUCAUAACCGCAUGUUGAGAUUCGUCGUUUGUUCUCACCGUUCCUUGAAGUUUUAGGGGCACGGCCGCCGAGAAGGCUCGUUCACCCAACACUUCUGCACAUUUAGGGUUUCGAAUAUGUCGUGUCCGAAGGCCUUUUGCUACAGUUCCGGGAUUACGUUUUUUUUUUUUUUUUCUUUUUUGGAAUAAUUGCGCUUUCUGCUGUAACAUUAUCCAAUUCGAGCAGUUUUGAAGUAUUACUUUAAUUUUUUUUUUUACGUUGAACGAGGCAUUCAUUUUGGCUUCCAUAGGAAGUUGAUCAAUGGAGAAUUCAUCAGAUCUGUCCAACACGGAGGGCGAUGGAGAUGGCAGGAAGGAUGCUUCUGGCACUUCUUCCACGUUUACAACCUCCAGACACCGAUUAUUUGAUCGGCAAACGCCGAUUCACCAGAUUAUGGUAGGAGGUAAAGCUGCUGAUGUGUUCUUGUGGAAGCGGCGGCAUGUUUCUUUUGGCGUCAUUGUUGUUGCUACUGUUGCAUGGCUUGUAUUUGAACACUCUGGAUUGUCAUUCUUGUCAAUAUGUUCCAAUGUCUUGCUGAUUUUGAUUGUAUUGUUGUUUCUUCGAGCCAACUACGCAGUCUUCAGAAAUAAACAAUCGCAUACUUUGCCAGAACUGGAAUUGUCAGAGGAAAUGGUCAAUAAUGCUGCGGCAUCAUUUCGUGUUAAAAUUAACUAUAUGCUGCUUAUGGCUCAUGAUAUAACUCUUGGCAAAGAUUUUAGACUCUUUUUCAAGGUGGUGGUCUGUCUAUGGCUUUUGUCCGUCAUUGGUGGCUUCUUCUCUUUCUUCACGCUCGCUUAUAUUGCAAAUAUGGGGAGUAUAUUGAUAGAUGCUGUGGAUUGAUUCAUCGAAAAUUUUCAAAGCACUACAGAAUAGUGGAUGAAAGUUUUAUUAGCCGGCUUCCGCGGAGCUUAUCCAAGGAAAAAGAGACUUGAAUUAGACACAUCUGACAAUGAUCUGAAGUUGGUAAACUGCGGAUGGCACGGAUUGCAGACUUCUCCAUUUUGCGUUGACAUCAGUACAUUCACUGUUUCCGUUUUUAUUAGAUAACGUUUUGAGUCUUUUGACUUACGGCACGUUUAGGUGAAUGGUUGUGAUUUGUUUUCUUUCCUUUGUGAGAAUGGUAGAGCAUGGAAUGUCGAUGUUUUUUGUACGGAUCUUCUUGGAAUAACCUUUGUUUACUAUUGUAAGCAUCAAAGCUAGAGGUUCCAUGAAUUUUUGCAGAAA